UACCUCCUAAUCAACGAGUAACCGGGACGUUGUUGGCAGCUUGCCAUUGAUGUCGGAUUACUCCACUAGGUCGCUGAUUGUGGUAGAGGACGAUAUGGCGCAUCGCAACGAGCGGUCACUACACUUUGAAAAAUUUGGAUGGAAAAGGUACAUGCUGUCCAUGUCCCAGCAAGUAACAAAUUCUUUUCAAACGAAACGGUACAUAGCCCUCGUAAUAGUACUUCUAACUCGUGAAGUGGGUGCAGCCAAUGCAGCAAUAACUAAAGGUAAUACAAAUCCAACAUCUUUGAGUUUUCGCGACGUAACGGCGACUCUAGAAGCGACGCCGUCCGUCCAUGUGUUCAACAAGCGAACCGUCGUCGUCGUGUUGUCGUGUUCGUGGGAAGGGGCCCGAGCGGGACCCCGGACGGCACGCUACAGAUGGCUUCUCGACGGUAAAGCAAUCAAUACUUCCACACGACCGGACCACUACAGUCUGCGACACUCUGGUGCCUCGCUGACGCUUGUCGGACCCGGUCGAGACGACGAGGGAACUUAUCGCUGCCAGGCGAUGUCGACAAACGGUCACGUGAUCGCCAACAGCACGGCAGCCUUAGUACAUAAAGAUGUGCCCAUUUCUGGUAAUACCCAAGUGAUUACCAAAGGCACUAGAGGUCGACUGAGGUGUCCUUCGACCGGAACAGGACACUCUGCUGUCAUAUGGAACCGCGACGGCAUCCAACUGCUCAAUGGUACCAAGUACCGCCACACCAACGGGCCAGACCUCGAGAUCGUGAGCGUCGACUGGGACGACAUGGGCGAGUACGUGUGCACGGUUGUCGCUUCGAAUGGACACCCAGACCACAAAAUUUACGUCAGUGUUCAAGGGCCGCCUAUCCCUCCGUCAAAGAUCCACGCGCAGACAAGCAGCAAUGGUUACAUACCGUGUAACAACGUCGUGCUUUCAUGGAUGGCGCCUGAAUUCAACGGUCACAAACCGGUUCUCGUCUACGAAGUGGCUUGCGACAAACAGAUAAGCGGAGCUCUUCAGCCCUUCUUCCGAACCGUAACCGGCAAAACGACGGCUGCCGUGCCUGUAGAUCAACACGGAGUCGAGAACGUGUGUUUCGUACGGGCAAACAACACACUGGGGUACUCCAAUUGGAGUACCUACUACUUCCAGUGUCGUUUCGACUACAAUUCUGAACCUUUACCACCAACUGCUGCUAAAACAGUGUCAACGGCUACAGGAACUGCAAGAUCCGGGCUGACGUUUACUUCGUCAAUUGCUGUUCAUCCUACAUCAGAUGGUUCACAGGACUUGCCCAAUGAAACAACAAAACCAUCUAAAACAAGAAAUCUAAACUUUCAAGUGAGUGGUCCACUUUACAACGUCCUUCCAAAUUCAACCAGACAUGUUCUAAGUCCUUCAAGUACUGAUGAACCAAUGGGCCCACCCGGAAAACAAAACUACCCAGCAAUCGUUACAGCGAUACUACCUGGUGCAGCCGUUUUCAUUGCAAUCUGGGUAAUGAUAUACAAACACAAGAAAACCACGAAGAAGAAGAUCUAUGACUUAGAACUAUCGCAAGACAAGCACUCAAAACAAGUCCAGGAAAUGAAGGAAGGACUGAAGCAAACCAGUGUGUACCAACAGAAACAAUCUCUAGAGAAUGCAGACUUGUUGGUCGAGAAUGGCAAUUCAAUGCCUGACCCAACCUAGUUAUGUUUAGUGCUACUGUACUGCAAUCAAAGGGACUUCGGUGGCCUCUGCAUCAAAGAACUCCAUCUGUGAUGCAAGCCUGGCACCAAUGUGCAGCUCUGCUGUCUCACGUGCCAAGGUAUGUCCUCCCUGCCGAAAGUCGAGGGUUUCCCCGGCCUAACCGGUUUUCCUCCCUCCGCCUGAAUGUCCUCCAUAAUGGCUGAACAAUUAAGCGUGUAAAUUAGCAGCCUCUGUACAAAGUCAUCGCUGGCUUUAUGUGAGUGAUUUUAUGCAUAAAAAUAUGUAUUAGUGUCCAAAUGAUA
Molecule: messenger RNA, 2004 nt
Organism: Corticium candelabrum
Lineage: Eukaryota; Metazoa; Porifera; Homoscleromorpha; Homosclerophorida; Plakinidae
Product: titin-like
Exons: 8
Coding region: 50-1702 (550 amino acids)
Cellular component (GO): M band
Molecular function (GO): protein binding
Source: RefSeq, a predicted model, not a curated record